UAUAUUUUUAGAUCUAAAAGAAUAUACCAAUCGAAUCAAAGAAUUCACUAACUACGAUUGUUACCAAUCUGGAUUAACCUUGUCGUGUAAACGUAGUCUAUGUGCAAAAGCCGUUACUACACUUUGGCGUUGCCGCGUUCUGUCUGAAAUAUUUGAGUGUAUAUAGCAGUCAUAAUUGGCAUGGCUGGGAUCUUCAAGAGUGGAAUAGCGCGGAGAAGUGAUUGUUUGGUUGCUUUUAUGGUAGUGGGACCAACACAUUUGUGUCAAAAAAUAUCAAACAGUUUACAUCAGAGUGCAAAAGAAAAGAAAUGGGAUAUAUCUGUACAUCAAUGUGAAUCUAUUUCAGAUGUUAUAAAAGCAAAAAUAGAUAUUUCUGUAGAUUAUAUAAUUUUUGCUUUUGAUUCAAGGGUUUCGCAUACCUUAUCAGAGGUAGAGGCCAAUAUAACUGUAAUAGAUGAAUAUUAUAUAAUCUCUGGUGUAACUUGCCUAGUAAAUUCUAAUGGAAUAUCUAAUAUUGGACUAGUCCACAAAGCAAAGGAACUUUGUCACAAGUAUAACAUUCGUUUUUUAUCGGCAAAAAUUUUUGAUGUGAAAGCGUGUACUAACUUAGGAGAUAGGAUUUUGAAUAUAACUGAAAAUCUAUUAGGAUUAAGUAGUGGUAUACCAGUUAUUGGAAGAAUGAUGCAUAACUAAG
Messenger RNA from Harpegnathos saltator (Jerdon's jumping ant), 694 nucleotides. RefSeq lists its product as uncharacterized. The transcript is spliced from 4 exons. The record is from RefSeq and is a predicted model, not a curated record. Bases 181 to 693 code for a protein of 170 amino acids. Lineage: Eukaryota; Metazoa; Arthropoda; Insecta; Hymenoptera; Formicidae.